Xenopus laevis (African clawed frog) is the source of this 3144-nucleotide messenger RNA. RefSeq names its product threonyl-tRNA synthetase 1 L homeolog (gene tars1.L). The coding region runs from base 157 to 2319 and encodes 720 amino acids. Gene Ontology annotation, cellular component: cytoplasm; mitochondrion. Gene Ontology annotation, biological process: threonyl-tRNA aminoacylation; tRNA aminoacylation for protein translation; tRNA aminoacylation. Gene Ontology annotation, molecular function: aminoacyl-tRNA ligase activity; threonine-tRNA ligase activity; ATP binding. NCBI's taxonomy places the organism in Eukaryota, Metazoa, Chordata, Amphibia, Anura, Pipidae. The transcript is spliced from 19 exons. The record is from RefSeq and is a predicted model, not a curated record.
UUGCGAUUGGCUCCUAGGUUGGACAGGCCCAGUGCGUGGGUGUGCUAUGUGCGGAGGAAGUCGCUGUGAUUGGCUGCUUGGUUUUUGCCGGUUGCAUCAGCUGCGCGCUAGCAAUUUCUUGAGCCUUUGACUGGACAUCGGGGACAGCGAGGGAUUAUGGCCGAGAACGCGACAGACAAGUUGGGAAAAAUGAGCCUGGACAAGCCAAACAUCAGUGGAGGAAAGCCCAAAGAAGGCGGGAAGAAGAAAGGCAAAGAUGGAGCAGGAGAUGGGGCUCGCAGUGAGUUGAAUCCAUGGCCAGAGUACAUCAAUCAGCGGCUUGAAAUGUACAAUAAGCUGAAAGCAGAACAUGAUGCAUUGCUGGCAGAAAAAGCGGCCAAGGAGAGCAAAGCCAUUAAAGUGACACUACCUGAUGGGAAACAAGUAGAUGCAGAGUCCUGGAAAUCCACGCCCUACCAGAUCGCUUGUGGGAUCAGUCAAGGCCUGGCGGACAAUACUGUAGUUGCCAAAGUGAACGGCGCUGUGUGGGACCUUGAUCGACCACUGGAGGAAGACUGCACCCUGGCACUGCUGAAAUUUGAUGACGAGGAAGCCCAGGCUGUCUACUGGCACUCGAGCGCACACAUAAUGGGAGAAGCUAUGGAGCGAGUUUAUGGCGGAUGUUUGUGCUAUGGCCCCCCUAUUGAGAAUGGGUUUUAUUAUGACAUGUACCUGGAUGAUGGGGGAGUGUCCAGCAAUGACUUCACCAGCUUGGAAAACCUGUGUAAGAAGAUCAUGAAGGAAAAGCAGCAGUUUGAGAGAUUAGAGGUCUCAAAGGAAACACUCCUUGAAAUGUUUAAGUACAACAAGUUCAAGUGCAGAAUUCUGAAUGAAAAGGUAGACACUCCAACCACUACAGUGUACAGAUGCGGGCCCUUAAUCGACCUAUGCAGAGGACCCCAUGUCAGGCACACCGGCAAGAUUAAAGCUUUGAAGGUUCACAAGAAUUCCUCCACAUAUUGGGAAGGUAAGGCUGAUAUGGAAACCUUGCAGAGGGUAUACGGUAUUUCGUUUCCAGAUCCAAAAAUGUUAAAAGAAUGGGAAAAAUUCCAAGAAGAGGCCAAAAACCGAGACCACAGAAAGUUAGGAAAGGAACAAGAGCUGUUUUUCUUCCAUGAGCUGAGCCCUGGAAGUUGCUUCUUCUUACCCAAAGGAGCCUAUAUCUAUAACCAGCUGAUUGGCUUCAUCAGACAAGAGUACAGGAAGCGGGGUUUCCAGGAGGUGGUCACCCCUAACGUCUAUAACAGCAAACUAUGGCAAACGUCUGGCCACUGGCAGCACUACAGCGAGAACAUGUUCUCAUUUGAGGUUGAGAAGGAGAUCUUUGCUCUGAAGCCCAUGAACUGCCCAGGACAUUGUUUAAUGUUUGAUCACCGACCACGCUCCUGGAGGGAGCUGCCAAUGCGAAUGGCGGAUUUUGGUGUUCUGCAUAGAAACGAGCUGUCGGGGGCCCUGACCGGACUGACCAGAGUAAGGCGUUUUCAGCAGGACGAUGCUCACAUCUUCUGUGCCAUGGAACAGAUUGAAGAGGAGAUCAAGAGUUGCCUGGAUUUCUUGCGCUCUGUUUACAACGUUUUUGGAUUUACCUUCAAACUAAACCUCUCCACCCGACCAGAAAAGUUCCUUGGUGACAUUGAAGUUUGGAACCAGGCAGAGAAGCAACUGGAGAACAGUCUGAAUGAAUUUGGUGAAAAGUGGGUAUUGAACCCUGGAGACGGUGCCUUCUAUGGGCCUAAGAUUGAUAUCCAGAUUAAAGACGCCAUCGGCCGAUACCAUCAGUGCGCCACAAUUCAGCUCGACUUCCAGCUCCCCAUCCGCUUCAACCUCACCUACGUCAGCCACGACGGUGACGACAAGAAGAGACCGGUCAUUAUUCACCGCGCCAUCCUUGGAUCGGUGGAACGAAUGAUUGCCAUCCUAACCGAGAACUUUGGAGGCAAAUGGCCACUCUGGCUCUCUCCUCAGCAAGUGAUGGUGGUGCCCGUCGGCCCAACGUGUGAUGAAUAUGCCCAGCAGGUCAGAGAGCAGUUCCACCGCGCUGGGCUCAUGACUGAUGUUGAUUUGGAUCCUGGCUGCACUCUCAAUAAGAAGAUCAGAAACGCACAGCUGGCUCAGUACAACUUCAUUCUAGUGGUCGGGGAGAAGGAGAAAGCCAGUGAAACUGUAAACAUUCGCACACGAGACAACAAGGUGCACGGAGAACGCACGGUGACAGAGACGAUCCAGAGACUGCUUCAGCUAAAGGAGUCGCGGGCCAAGAACUCAGAAGAAGACUUUUAAUAUCAUUACUGCUUCCAGAACUGCAGAUCCAGCACUGACCGGAAUCUCGCAAUGUAGAACAGAAAAUCUCUUGCUUGCUAUGUGUGUUGAGUCUAGGAACCAGAAAAUGAGCCUAAAAACAAACUAUUUACUCAAAUCACUUGUUAUAAGAAUAAUGUCUUGUGCUUCUUUGCAAAUGCUUUUCUCAGGGGGAGCCGCCAUCUUAGUAUGUUCUUCAGAUUAUGGUUACUGGUGCUGGUUAUCCCACUGGCCCUGCCGGCUUUUGUCUUACAGAUCAUAUUCUUUCUUUUUCUAGCACUCGUUUUGUCUUCAGAAUGCUUAAAUGCUUGUAGGAAUAAAUGCUUCCGCCAGGAUUAGACUUCAAGGCAGAAUUUACCUUUAACUUGCAGUAUGAUGUAGGCAGUCACUUUCUGAGACAGUCAACCACCCUUUUUAACCCAUAGUUGUAAGUUUGGAAUGUUACUGUUAUUUAUUAGGUGUCCCCCCACCCUGGAACCAGAGGGCACUUUAUAGUCUGUAGCGCUGUAGAGAAUAACUAAAAAAACUACAAAAAAACAAGAACUGUCAUAUUUUUUUAGAUUUUUUUUUUUUUUAUAUAUAUAUAUAUAUAUACCUAAUGUUAUUUGAAGGUCGGCAUCCCCUUUAGACACAUCAGAGCGACUUGGCUCUGUGUUAAGGAGACCAAAGGCAUUUGUGUGGGUCAUCGGAAACAACAUAAGCAGCACGAACAAGUUCUCCUCCUGUUACAUCCCUUUAAGACAUUUUCAUUCAACAAAAAAGUAAAUUGAAAAUUGAAGUAAAUCUUAAUAAAACUUUUGAAAAGAA